Molecule: messenger RNA, 775 nt
Organism: Maniola jurtina (meadow brown)
Lineage: Eukaryota; Metazoa; Arthropoda; Insecta; Lepidoptera; Nymphalidae
Product: nucleoside-triphosphatase THEP1-like
Exons: 4
Coding region: 134-706 (190 amino acids)
Molecular function (GO): ATP hydrolysis activity
Source: RefSeq, a predicted model, not a curated record
GGUAUGUAUUUAAUUUUCAAUUAUGAUAUUGCGAAGAUUUGGGUAUUCAAUUCAUAAUUUAUUUCACCAAAUUUAGCAAUUAUUGUUAUAGAACAGUCUGCUGUCUAAUGGUUAAUUAAACUACAAUUUAAUAAUGGCGAAAAAAAUAAAUUUUUUCAUACUUAGCGGCGACCCAGGUGUAGGCAAGACAACUUUGACAAAAAAAAUAUGUUUAUUAUUGAAUGAGAAAGGAGUGAAAACAGUCGGCUUCUUCACAGAGGAGGUUAGACGUAAUCAAGUAAGAGAGGGAUUUGAUGUGGUGUCAUUAAAUGGAGAGCGCGGGAGAUUAGCUAGAGAAAAGAGCUUACUUUCCUCUCCGGCACAACAUACUGUUGGAAAAUAUGAUGUCCUGCUACAAGAAUUUGAGAAUAUUGCUUUACAAUCUAUGAGAAUGAAGCCUGAAGAUAAUGAAACAUGCGUCCUAGUCAUAGAUGAGAUAGGGAAGAUGGAAUUUUUCAGUACAAAUUUCAAGUCGAGAAUAAAGGAAAUCUUUAGUCCAGCUUCAAAAAAUAUUGUGCUGGCAACAAUACCUGUGAGACAAAGUGAUCCUCUUAUAGAGUCUAUUCGGAACAAUAGUAGGAGCAAAGUGUGGAUUGUAACAAGGGCCAACAGAAAUACAAUUCAUGAAGAAAUAGAAAGAGAAAUAUAUAAAGCAAUCAAAAUAUAAUUCCAAUUUUUCCUCUGUAUUAUUUGAUAGGUACCUACUUAAAUAUAAAAACUAAACUAAGAAUUACAA